This is a messenger RNA of Sceloporus undulatus (fence lizard), 1193 nucleotides long. RefSeq names its product histone H3.3A. The coding region runs from base 265 to 675 and encodes 136 amino acids. The record is from RefSeq and is a predicted model, not a curated record. Gene Ontology annotation, molecular function: structural constituent of chromatin; DNA binding; protein heterodimerization activity. The transcript has 4 exons. NCBI's taxonomy places the organism in Eukaryota, Metazoa, Chordata, Lepidosauria, Squamata, Phrynosomatidae. Gene Ontology annotation, cellular component: nucleosome.
GGGCGUGGCUUCCCGCAGGGGACGGCCCUCCCGAGUCAGCCAUCUUUCAAUUGUGCUCUCAGCCGCCGCCGACGAGGACGCUCCUCCUUCUCCUUUUCCAGCGCCGCUUCGCUUCUUCUUCGGCAGCCGCGCUCGCUCUGAAGCGGACGGGAGUGAUCGCCUGGGCGGUUUCUCCUCCUCCUCCACCUUCUCCUUGCCGAGCGAGCGGCGCCAGAGAGGAGGCCAACUUCCUCGGCAGCAGCAGCAGCAGCAGCAGAGGCGGCCAUGGCUCGUACCAAGCAAACGGCCCGCAAGUCCACCGGAGGGAAGGCGCCCCGGAAGCAGCUGGCCACCAAAGCCGCCCGCAAGAGCGCGCCCUCUACCGGCGGGGUCAAGAAGCCGCAUCGCUACAGGCCAGGUACUGUGGCUCUUCGUGAAAUCAGGCGUUAUCAGAAGUCAACUGAACUCCUGAUCCGCAAACUUCCUUUUCAGCGCCUGGUGCGUGAAAUUGCUCAGGACUUCAAAACAGAUCUGCGUUUCCAGAGCGCAGCUAUUGGUGCUUUACAGGAGGCAAGCGAGGCCUACCUGGUUGGCCUGUUUGAAGACACCAACCUGUGUGCUAUCCACGCCAAACGUGUCACAAUCAUGCCAAAAGAUAUCCAGCUAGCACGCCGCAUACGUGGAGAGCGUGCUUAAAUUCUAUUAAGAUGGAUUUGUCAUUCUCAAAACAAAUAAAAUCUCUUCUUCCUGUUUAUUGGUAGUAAUGAACGUUAGAUUUUUUUCCAUGGGGUUAAAAGGUACCUAAGUAUAUGGUUGCAAAUGGAAAAAUAGAGGACAGAAUCGGGUAUUGGCAAGGUUUUUUUUUUUUUUCAUUUGUGUGUGGAUUUUUAAUAUAAACGUGGGGACAUAUAAAGCAUUAUUGCUAUCAAAAACCAUUUCCGUGAACAAAUAUCAGCAGUUCAACUUUAUAAUAAUUAUAAAUAUAUGCCAGUCAAAUUUUUCUGGACAAUGCCAGCAUUGGAUUUUUUAAAAAAUGGGUAAAAUUUCUUAUUGAUGGCAACUAUAUGGUGUCUGUAACAUUUUUAUCAUACAGUAGAUUCCAUCCAUUCACUAUACUUUUCUAACUAAGUUGUCCUACAUGCAAAUACAUGUUUUUAAUGUUGUCUGUCUUCUGUGCUGUUCCUGUAAGUUUGCUAUUAAAAUACAUGAAAUAA